AUGGCGACCGAAGAUGCGCGAUACCGGCUUUCGACCCAGUACCGGCUGUGGUCCUUCUCCCCGUCCAAAUUGGCCGAACUUCGAGAAACGACGAACAGCCUCGCCAAGACGAACAUUAGCGCUCGGCUCCUCGAGCUGAGAGGUGGUAACCAGGAUGAGCCUCUGCCUGAGUUCCUCUCGGCCGCCGAAGAGACCCAGCUGCUCAAGUUCUUCACCGUCGAGCUUAUCCGCGCCGCCACCUUCUGCGGCCUGCCCACCGAAGUCAGAGCUACUGCCACGGUCUUCCUCCGCCGAUUCUUCGUGACCAACUCCGUCAUGACCUACCCGCCUACCGGAUUGCUCAAGACGUGCCUGUUCUUCGGAAGCAAAGCAGAGGGAAUUUACACGAGACUUGCCAAAUUUGCCGACAAGUUUCCCAACACGAGCGAGGAGGAGAUUCUGGCGGGAGAGUUCUUGCUGUGCCAAGGAGUGCGCUUUGCCUUUGAUGUCAGACAUCCGUUCCGUGCUCUGGAAGGAGCCAUCUUGGAGCUGCGAAGGUAUCCCGAUCUUGAGAAAUCCCGAGUCGAGACCGCCCACCUUCGCGCUCGAGAGUACCUCAAGUUCAGCUCUCUCGUCACCGAUGCCUAUUUCCACUACACCCCCAGCCAGAUCAUGCUUGCCGCUCUCUCGCUCGCUGACAGAGAACUUGCCGAGAAAUUCGUACAAGGAGCCUUUGCCCCUCCUCAUAACGGCGAGGGCGCCCACAAGACGGAUCCGACACCUCGAUCUGACCUCAGAGACAAGGUAAUGGGAACAAUAGAGUCGUGCCGGGAGUUGCUGGCAACAGAGCCUCCAGAGCGGCUGGAAGAAUACUGGGGCCAGCCUGAGAGCACCAAGCUGAUCCGACCCCUUCUUCGAAAGCUGAAGAAGUGCAGAGACCCCGAUCGCGCAGACCUGGUGGCCUUGCAGAAGGCCCGGCGGGAGAUGGCGGCGCAAAAGGAGCCCCGCCGCCCGAAGGCCGAGGGAGACGGCUCAGCGUUCGGCGGAGAGAUCGCAGCAGCAAACGGGAACGAUGCACGGGAGGCGAAACGCAGAAAGGUAGCCGAAGGAGGCGACGAUGUCUUUGGCCCAGCAUUGUGA
Colletotrichum chrysophilum is the source of this 1119-nucleotide messenger RNA. RefSeq lists its product as uncharacterized. Gene Ontology annotation, molecular function: cyclin-dependent protein serine/threonine kinase regulator activity. The record is from RefSeq and is a predicted model, not a curated record. Bases 1 to 1119 code for a protein of 372 amino acids. The transcript has 3 exons. Lineage: Eukaryota; Fungi; Ascomycota; Sordariomycetes; Glomerellales; Glomerellaceae. Gene Ontology annotation, biological process: regulation of transcription by RNA polymerase II; regulation of cyclin-dependent protein serine/threonine kinase activity. Gene Ontology annotation, cellular component: transcription factor TFIIK complex; nucleus.